Messenger RNA from Miscanthus lutarioriparius, 1404 nucleotides. NCBI's taxonomy places the organism in Eukaryota, Viridiplantae, Streptophyta, Magnoliopsida, Poales, Poaceae. The record is from the annotation of a GenBank genome assembly.
AUGGAGAGUCGGAGCGAUGUCCCGCUCAUCUCCGACUCCGAGCUGCCGGACAGGAGGGGAGGAGGCAGGAUCCCCGAGCUUGCGAAGGAGGUAUGGGGAGAGUCCAAGAAGCUGUGGGUGGUCGCCGGCCCGGCCGCGUUCACGAGGCUGACAUUCUAUGGCAUGACCGUGGUCAGCCAGGCCUUUGCCGGGCACAUCGGUGACCUUGAGCUCGCCGCCUUCUCCAUCGCCACCACUGUCAUCUCCGGUCUCAGCUUUGGUUUCUUUGUUGGCAUGGCGAGUGCAAUGGAGACGCUCUGCGGCCAAGCCUACGGUGCAAAGCAGUACCACAUGAUGGGCAUCUACCUGCAGCGCUCGUGGCUCAUCCUCCUCAGCUUCGCCGUGCUCCUUACUCCGACGUACAUCUUCAGCGGGCAGCUGCUCACCGCGUUGGGCCAGCCCGCCGAGCUGUCGCGCCAGGCGGGCGUGGUCAGCCUGUACAUGCUCCCUCUGCACUUUGUCUACGCCAUCAUCCUGCCGCUCAACAAGUUCCUGCAGUGCCAGCGCAAGAACUGGGUCGCCGCGGUCACCACGGCCGCGGCGUUCCCCGUGCACGUCGUCGCUACCUGGCUGCUGGUGCACUACUUCCGGCUCGGGGUCUUUGGAGCCGCGAUGGCGCUCACCUUGUCCUGGGCACUCGCAACGACGUGGAGGGGAUUCUCAGCUUCAGCGUUCGUGGACUUGAAGGACUUCAUCAAGCUGUCCGCGGCGUCUGGUGUCAUGCUCUGCUUGGAGAAUUGGUACUACCGGAUCUUGGUUUUCCUGACGGGAUAUGUGAAGAACGCUGAACUGGCUGUCGAUGCACUGUCCAUCUGUAUAAGUUAUGCUGGAUGGGAAAUGAUGAUUCAUUUGGGAUUCUUAGCAGGCACUGGGGUGAGGGUGGCUAAUGAGCUCGGUGCAGCCAACGGAGCAGGAGCGAGAUUUGCGACAAUUGUGUCGAUGACGACAUCAUUUCUGAUCAGCCUAUUCAUUAGUUUUCUCAUACUGAUUUUCCAUGACAAACUCGGAAUGAUCUUCUCGUCGAGUCAGGCUGUGAUCGAUGCAGUAGACAACAUUUCCUUUCUGCUGGCCCUCACCAUCCUCUUCAAUGGAAUCCAACCUGUGCUCUCUGGAGUUGCUGUUGGUUCAGGGUGGCAGGCAUUGGUUGCUUAUGUCAACAUUGGGAGCUAUUACUUGAUUGGUGUUCCUUUCGGUUUUCUGCUAGGAUGGGGCUUGCAUUAUGGGGUUCAAGGAAUUUGGGUCGGAAUGAUCGUUGGCACAAUGGUGCAAACUCUAAUACUGGCAUAUACCAUUCUACGGUGUGAUUGGAAUGAAGAGGCAUUGAAAGCUAGUACCCGAAUGCGGAGAUGGAGCAACUCCAAGUGA